Messenger RNA from Trichomonas vaginalis G3, 408 nucleotides. RefSeq lists its product as uncharacterized. The transcript has a single exon. Bases 1 to 408 code for a protein of 135 amino acids. NCBI's taxonomy places the organism in Eukaryota, Parabasalia, Trichomonadida, Trichomonadidae. The record is from RefSeq and is a predicted model, not a curated record.
AUGAAAAACAACCCUGACUUAGAGAAAGACUAUAUAUUUAAUAAUUUAGUCAAAAGAGACAAACAAGAAAGAAUGCCGGGCUUCAAACUUCAGAAAGGUGACAAAGUAAAAAUAGAAAUACCUAAACGCGACCCAUAUGAAAAUACUAUUGACUAUGACAACAAUGGGAACCCGACAGGUACUCACAUUCGUGUUCGUAAAAAUAGAAGAAAGUAUACAAGAGAAUAUUAUGAAGUUUUAGGCAAACAUGGCAAAAUGUACACACUGCAAGCAGAAGAUAAAACUACUAUUGUCAGACCUCGUUUCAAACUUGUCAAAGUUCAAGGUGGUAUACUUUCAAAGACAGUUCCUAACAAAUAUAAGACAACUCCUGACGAAUAUGCUAAAGAAGUUGAAAAUGACGACUAA